Messenger RNA from Penicillium alfredii, 375 nucleotides. RefSeq lists its product as uncharacterized. Bases 1 to 375 code for a protein of 124 amino acids. Lineage: Eukaryota; Fungi; Ascomycota; Eurotiomycetes; Eurotiales; Aspergillaceae. The transcript has a single exon. The record is from RefSeq and is a predicted model, not a curated record.
AUGAAUGCGCAGCCCUUUCAACCGCUCGUCGAGAUGUUGCAGCGGCUGGACCAAGAUGACCCGAAAUUUGCCGCCCAGGCUGCGCGUCUUGUCGGACUCUACCGACGGCUGUGGGAGUCCUGUGUCUCCAAGCACGUUGACAGUCAACGUCUUGGGGAGGCAAACCGACAGCUCCGCAUCACCAAUUUCCAGCUGCUCCAGGAAAGCGCGUAUCUAAAGCACCGGCAUAAUUAUCAGGAAGCGCAGUUAGCCGUCUUUGAACACGGACUGGCUAAAGCCCGAGAGGGCAUUGCCGGAGUGCUUAGCGAUUGGGACAAUUGCUCGGCGGGGGAAUGGGCUGCCCCAGCGGAAGGUGAAUUUCAGGAGGUUCAGUGA